AUGGAACAUUUUCUAAUCAUUGAAAAACGAAACGAUAGAGGGCUAGUGUCGCAGUGUUCUCCAAUUAUCAACGAGGAGAUCAAAAGGCACGCUUCCCGUCACAAGUCUCAUUCAACUUGGGCGUACAAUUUGGACAACAAUGUCUUUGCAAUAACCCAUGCCAUCUUCGAAAGCGAAAAGAAGUAUAAAUCUAAGAGCAAUGCGGCUGUCACUGGACGAGCCUUACAAGACACAGCCCGAGAGACUAGAAAUCACUCGCUACUUGCUAUGCUCUCAGAAGGUGUUUCAAGUUUGGGAACCGGACCGCUUUCAGAUUCUUGCAAAGCUAUGUAUCAUAUCAUUCACCCUUCACAGCUAUACCUUCGGGAUCAACAAGGUGUUGGUAGAAAUCACAGGCUAAAAGGAGAGUUUUUGUUGACCUUGGGCGACAAGAAGCUCAAAUACGAGGAGAAGGCAUCUCCUUUGGCAGCCACAAUAAGUGAUGUGAAUGGUUUUGUUUUUAAAACGGACAGAAUUAAAGAGACUAAGAGUCGGUUACCAACCCUUUUCCUCAAGUUUAAGAAGCCCAAUAUGUUUCAACAAGAAACGUCAGGUUGCAUAGUGAGAUCUCAAAUGAAUGUAACAGACUUCCUUGACAUUCAGAUACAGUUGAGGGAAGCUGAUGAAUUCACUGACAUCGUAGAGAGAAAGGAGCUCAUGUUGCCGCUUGAAAAGAAACUAAUUGCAGACAGUUUAACAUAUUGGCCCAUACCAGAGGUGAAUACAAUUUUGUGUCAGGUCUUGAUGGCACCAUACUUCUCAGCCGACACCGAAGUGAUUCCUGGUAAGCUAUACGGAGGCCUGUUCUUGAAAAUGGGCGGUCAUAGCUUUCACUACGACUUGCCAUUGUCAGACCCCCUUCAUACUUUCAUGCCACACGUUGAUCCAACCUAUUGCCACGAACUGUCCAUGUUUGAAAUGGACGAAAAAUACUAUAUGAGCGGUGACCUUACUUUAAGGGCAACAAUCAAGCCGCAUAACCAUUUUAGACACCUAGGAAACAGAAUCGUGGUUACCCCUGGAAUGAAGCUUAGUAAUUUCCUUAAUCUAAGCUUCAUGUUGCUUCCUGGGAACUUGGUACCAUUCAGGUACACUUACAGAAUAAACGCAUUGAUGUAUGUCGACGAGCUCAAAAUAGAUUUAAUCGAAACAGUGUUGGAAAAUAAUGCCGGGUCUUUCCGUUACCGAUCACACGAGAUUCCUCUUCUGGUUCGUGGAUGGCGCCCGGUAGGCAACUGGGUAACUCAGAACAUAUACACCAAGUUCCCUGUGUUACAGAACUUUCAGAUACCUGAAGUCGGACCCACUUUCCUCUCCGGUAAUAUAUUCCGCGGUUACGAAAUUCGUGCAAUCCUAAAGGUCAGGCAUUACAAUUCAGUUACUUCCAUGGAAGUAACAAUUGGAAUAGACAUUGCCACCGAUACUAACAACUGUUUGAACAAAAGCUUUGAUGUUCCAGUCCUUAAUGAAAAAAGGAGGAUCAAAUUGAGCUCCAUAUUUUCAAACCGGCUUAUCAUACGGCUUUCAGCUCCUAUUUUGAAGCAGCUAGAUCUUUUUGAUUACUAUCCACGUUGUGAGAUGUUCUUCCUCUUGGAGUUGAGUUUAUGA
This is a messenger RNA of Candidozyma haemuli, 1647 nucleotides long. RefSeq lists its product as uncharacterized. The transcript has 3 exons. The record is from RefSeq and is a predicted model, not a curated record. Bases 1 to 1647 code for a protein of 548 amino acids. NCBI's taxonomy places the organism in Eukaryota, Fungi, Ascomycota, Pichiomycetes, Serinales, Metschnikowiaceae.